Messenger RNA from Candida tropicalis MYA-3404, 1047 nucleotides. RefSeq names its product putative polyadenylation protein. Gene Ontology annotation, biological process: protein polyubiquitination; protein monoubiquitination; protein autoubiquitination. Lineage: Eukaryota; Fungi; Ascomycota; Pichiomycetes; Serinales; Debaryomycetaceae. Gene Ontology annotation, molecular function: cyclin binding; ubiquitin protein ligase activity; ubiquitin conjugating enzyme binding. The record is from RefSeq and is a predicted model, not a curated record. Bases 1 to 1047 code for a protein of 348 amino acids. The transcript has a single exon. Gene Ontology annotation, cellular component: cytosol; nucleus; ubiquitin ligase complex.
AUGUAUUUCACAGAAUACUUACCACGAUUGAAUAGUAUAUCAGUGGUAUCAGAUGUACCAGAUAAUACCACUCUUGAAGACAUUUCAGGAGUUAGUUUAAAUUCAUCAAUGGAGUUAUCCAUACAAUUAAAACAAUCAUCACCAAUUAAGAUCAAAUCCCCAAUUCCAAUCAAUGAUUUGAAAGUAUCAGGAGUAAAACUUGUAAACAAUACACUAUCAUUUUCAAUAAAACUUUCAGAAUUCACACAAGAAACACUGCCAUUUACAGAACAAACAAUUGAUCAAUGGUCAUGUAAAGAUCUUUCUAGAACACCAGAAAUCAAUGGUCGUCAUAGUUUCAAAUUUAUUUGUAAUAAUUGUAAAUUUCUGUUAAUUGAAUCAUAUGGUUUUAAUUUCAAAGAUAUGCCCUCGGAAUUAUGGUAUGAAAUGAUGGACUUUUGGCACUGUCAUAAACCUGACAACCAUGAAGAACAUAAAAAGGAUUACAAAGGUGUAUUAAAACCAGAUUAUGGUACCAUUAUUGUUGGUGGUUAUUAUUUGCUACAGAAAUAUAAUGAAAAUAUCAUACAGAUAAAUGAUACGCUCACUUGUAAAUCAUGUGAAUGCAUUUUAGGAGAAAUGUAUCAAGAUGUUAUGAGAAUUUACAAAUGGACAAUUCUGUUAGAAUAUGAAAAAGAUAAUCAAUUGAUUCGAGAGAGUUACAAUUCUGGUUUGUUUAUCUAUAAUUUAAUGGUAGAUAAAAUCAAUUCAACUGCCACCAGAAAGUUUAAACUAGAGAUUAACGAUAAAUCAACAUUUAUAUGGGUAAUGAAUCUUGGUUUGAAUGUGUGUGUGAAUGGAGCUGUACAUGAUAAUGCUCUUAAGCUUUUGAUAUCAGAUGAUGUACAAAACAAAGACGAUUAUGAAACUUUAGACAUCCCAGAUGAUGAGAUCACCAGUAAGUUCUUACAAGAUUUAACAGAGACAAACAAGCUUCUUCCGAAAUCUAUUCAAAGUCUAUCAAUGGGAUCUAAUAAGUUUAUAGUAAGUUAUUUAAGUUAUAAAUGA